Messenger RNA from Myotis lucifugus (little brown bat), 2216 nucleotides. It is a transcript of the gene ORMDL3, whose product is annotated as ORMDL sphingolipid biosynthesis regulator 3. The transcript has 4 exons. The record is from RefSeq and is a predicted model, not a curated record. Lineage: Eukaryota; Metazoa; Chordata; Mammalia; Chiroptera; Vespertilionidae. Gene Ontology annotation, biological process: intracellular sphingolipid homeostasis; negative regulation of ceramide biosynthetic process; ceramide metabolic process. Gene Ontology annotation, cellular component: endoplasmic reticulum membrane. Bases 248 to 709 code for a protein of 153 amino acids.
GGACCCGGCCAGGCGCCGAGUGCGAGGUCCCAGGCCGGGGAGCGGAGCGGGAGGUCCCCCGUUCGGUUUGAGGUCCCACUCAGAAAACCCAAACAAUAGUGAGGACCCCGCCUCUGUGCUUCACCUUGUCCCCGGGAGAGUAGGGGUUCGCCCUAGUAUUCGCCUUCUUUCCGUUUCCACCGCCCUCCGGAGUCCGUCCCGGAGCAGGGCCCGAGCUAAGAGAGCAGCGGCAGGAGGGGGCAGCAGGAUGAACGUGGGCACGGCACACAGCGAGGUGAACCCUAACACACGGGUGAUGAACAGCCGCGGCAUCUGGCUCUCCUACGUGCUGGCCAUCGGCCUUCUCCACGUCGUGCUGCUCAGCAUCCCCUUCGUGAGCGUCCCUGUCGUCUGGACCCUCACCAACCUCAUCCACAACAUGGGCAUGUACAUCUUUCUACACACGGUGAAGGGGACACCCUUCGAGACCCCGGACCAGGGCAAGGCAAGAUUGCUAACCCACUGGGAGCAGAUGGACUACGGGGUUCAGUUCACAGCGUCUCGGAAGUUCUUGACCAUCACACCCAUUGUGCUGUACUUUCUCACCAGCUUCUAUACCAAGUACGACCAGAUCCAUUUCAUCCUCAACACUGUGUCUUUGAUGAGCGUGCUCAUCCCCAAGCUGCCCCAGCUCCAUGGAGUCCGGAUUUUUGGAAUCAAUAAGUACUGAGGACACAGCCUCUUUCCCUGUCCAGGUGGCAGGAGCGGAGUAGAGUCUGUGCGGUGUUGCUGAAGACAGAGGAGCCUCUGGAUACGGCCAGAGAUGGGGGUUGAGCCUCUGGGCCCUAAUUUCCCCCCUCACUUCCCCCAGUAGCCGACUUGAAGUAGCUUGUAGCGGGGUUGGGGUGGGACCUCCCCCCCCACUUCUCAUCCCCCAGACUCUGACCCUUCUGAUUUUUAAAAAAUCUUUUUCUUUUGCCUUUUGGAUAGAGACUCCGAGGGGGUGGUCAUGGCAUGAGCUGGGCUCCAGGCUGAGCACAGACCUGUGAGCUUGGAACAAGAGGCCAGGGAAACCCCCUGCUCACUUGCUCAUUCUCAGACCGCUGAAGCACUUUAACCCCCAUGAGGGUACGGUACAGCUUCUAGAUUGUUUCACUUUAGUUCUCAAGUUUUUAGGAUGACUCGCAGUGUGUGCUUGUAUUUAUGAAAGCCAGUGGGUGAUGGUGCCUAAUCCCUCUGGUCGAGUGCGUCUAAUCAAAGCCUCAUGCUUCUGUCAGCUCCCCUGCAACCCACCCUGGGUAGUGGGUGGGAGUGGGGAGGGUAAGGAGAGGGAUGGUGGGGCUGGGCACGGACAGCCUGGUCCCAGAGGUGAGGGGGCCAGGGCUGCUGCCAUCCUGCCCUGGUGGAGGCGGGGAGGGGUAGGAGAAGGGGUGGGCAUGCUGAGUUGAGAUUCAGAAAAAGGGGGUCACAUAGCAGCAGAGAUUGGUGGGAGGGAAGGAGGGUGGGGACAGAAGCUAGACAACGUCAUUUGGGAAGUGGUCAGAGGGGGGCAAGCUCGGAGAGUCAAUGUACCCAGGGCAUGAGGGUGGUAGUAGGAAGGGAGACUGCUGUGGGUUUGAAGCUCCUGGGUUGGUGUGAUGGGGUGGAGAUGAGUGUAGGAGGCUUAUAAGUCGUUAUAAGCACAGGUCUGGUUUGACACUGCCUUCUGCAGUAUUGUGAGGGGCGUGGGGAAACGGACAGAAAUGAUGAAUGUGCGGUCCUUCACCUCACAGCCUCUCUGUGUAGACGUGCGCUGGGGCAGGGCCUCUCGUGUGACAGGCACAUGUGGGGCUAUUGAGGCCAACCCGGAGGGGUCAGUGGGCUGCCGAGUCCUGCCUGGGCCCUGCUGGCGCAGGGCAGGGAAGGAGCGAGGAGUGGCAGGCGCUGUCUCCUCACCCUGAGGGGAAGAGAGGUGGGCAGGAGCCUGAGCGUGGCUGGGAGGAGCCGCCUUCUCCCCCCCAAUCUCACUAGGGUCUGUGUUACUUUUGAAAAGGUGUGGGCGCCUGUUCCCCCUCCCAGGGCCCUGAGGGACGAGGGGAGGUCAUUGGCUCUGUUUCCUGCCUCUUGGUCCCCCACCCCCCACCCAUGUAUCAUAGGGACUUUCACCUCAAAAUCUUUCUAAGCAAAGUGUGAAUAGGAUUUUUACUCCCUUUGUACAGUAUUCUGAGAAACGCAAAUAAAGGACAAUGUGUUCCUGA